Molecule: messenger RNA, 5662 nt
Organism: Varroa destructor (honeybee mite)
Lineage: Eukaryota; Metazoa; Arthropoda; Arachnida; Mesostigmata; Varroidae
Product: BOS complex subunit NOMO3
Cellular component (GO): endoplasmic reticulum membrane
Molecular function (GO): carbohydrate binding
Source: RefSeq, a predicted model, not a curated record
AAUAUCUAUGUCGUCUGUACUCGUCUGCCCUCGACUGCUGCGAUACCAUCCUCGCCAUCACUGCGAGCCAGCAUAACACUGCCGAAUGAGCAUAUACACGGCCCCAGGUGGGCUGUUGAUGAUGUUUCGUGCUGUGACCCGCUAGUGUGUUCCGGAUCGUGGCAAGCAACGUACGGCACGAGUGCUGUAACCUCAAUGUCGCGAGUUUCUGAGUGCGCACGCUCGUUUCAUAUCUAUAUAUAUAUAUAUCUAUAUAUUUGUACAGAUAUAUAUAUGCGUAUACAAAUAUACAAGCUAUAGAAGAGGAAGGAUAGUGCUAAGACCGCCUCAAGUGCUUAUCGGUUACUGUCGCGUGAUCAUAUAAAGAGAAACUGUGUCACGAGCUCUGUGUAUAGAGAAGGGCGACAGGUCCUACGAUGGCGUGCGCGGAUGCAAAGGCGGCAGUUGCCUACAAGACUGUCCUGUUGGGUCUGCUGGCAGCUGCUUCUAUCAUUGCGGCUGAUUCAGAUGAUAUAACAACUUGUGGAGGAUAUAUACGCUCGUCGGUGCCGAUACCCUAUCAGAAUAUCAAAAUUAAGCUACUGACGAGGGCGGGUAACAUGAAGGCCGAAGCUGAAGGCGCUCCUAAUAGUGGCUAUUUCUUAUUACCUGCUUACGACAGAGGCCAUUUUCAGCUUUGUAUAGAAGGUCCACCAGGUUGGACAUUUGACCCUCCUGCAGUGGAUAUACACUUGGAUAGCUCAAAGGCUGACCCAUGCUCGAAAGGACAAGAUAUCGACUUCACUUUUAAAGGAUUCUCUAUUAUUGGAAAAGUUGUAAGCGCGGGUUCUUUGGAAGGUCCUGAAGGGGUACCGGUUACGCUGCUGGGUAACGGGUCACGGAAAACUGUACUCACUCAAAAAGGCGGUAAUUAUGCAUUUUCUGCCGUAAUGCCGGGUGCCUAUAAACUGGAGUUCCAUGGGCACAGCGUUGAAGUCAAGGUGACCAACAACAACUUCGUGGCUGAUAACUCGACGACUUUUGUCAUUGAAGGAUAUACAAUCGAAGGAUCUUUUAAAUUUGCAGAUUCCCCUCCGACCUCCGCCUGGGCUGUGCUGGCCGUUGCUGGCUCUGCGGAUGAUGCUACAGCUGCAGGCGUUUGUUGUGGUCGUUCACCGACACCGAAUAGACAACUGCCAAAGGCUGCUGGGUUCACUAUGCCAGCCGGAUUUCGAGUGGCUUGUGUAGCGAAGGUGGACAUCGCUAACCGCGGGACGUUCGAAUUCCCAUGUGUCAAGUCAACUACGUCUUUCUUCAGCUAUUCGGUGAUUCCUGUAGCGAUAACUGCAUCGGACCAAGCAAUGGACGUCGAGCCAGACCACUUAAAGGUCGAACUAGCUCAUGGCGAUCUCCGCUUAGAUCCCUUCGAAGUGACAGGCUUCCCUGUUGAUGGGCAACUUGAAGAUGCUGGACCGGGUGUGGAAAUUCAAGUCGCCGAGACUGGCUUCGAAACAGUUUCCGACACAGCCGGACGUUUCCGCCUACUAGGAUUACGUAGUGGGCAGUAUACAUUGCUGCUAAAGAAACGUGGAUUUCAGUUUGACCCAAGAAAAGUUACAAUUAGCGUGGACCACGCAGUGCUGUUACCUAUUCGACCCGAUCGAUUUGAAGUGUGCGGUGAGGCGCUCGUAGCAGAUUCCAUCGAGAUGCAUAUAAUUGGGAAAAAAUCAACUUCGACUAAUAGCGUUACUAAAACUUUUUCCGACCUGAGUUCGGGUCGAUUUUGUGCGAUGCUGCCAAGGGGCGAUUACGUUCUUCGUCCAGUUGGCCACGUACGUCUUUCUCCUACUGAGGUUAGCUUUUCUAUUCCAGAAGCUGCAGGAAAACGUUUCGUUUUCUCACAGUUCCAAGCUGUUAUUCAGGGACGCAUUAGCUGUAUCGGAGGAAUAUGCGGAGGUGUCCGUGUUGAGCUUCGCGCCGGCCUCAACGUUCAAGGAAAAACCACGGCUGAUAGUGAUGGCAGGUUCAUUCUAAACGGUGUUGAUCCCGGUACUUAUGAGCUGUGCGUAUCGCAUCCGGGUCUUUGCUUCGAAAAGGAGUGCCAAGGAAUCACAAUUGUGGAUAAAAACUUGAACGAUGUACUCUUUGCACAAAAGGGGUUUGUUCUAAAGCUGGACAGCUCUCAUAGCACCGAGCUGCAAAUCGCCGGGAGAGUUUUACAGGUGAAGUCGGGCUUGUCGAAGCAUUGUGUUGUCGAAACGAAAAUAACCCCUCUGACACCUUUGGGGUGUCAUCGUUUUGCUCAAGCGAGUGGUCUCCAGUUCAAACCUGGAAGUGAAGAAACGGUCAAGCUUGUCGCCGAGUCCCAUCGUCUUAAAGUUAAUAUCUUUACUAAAAUAGUUGUCAAUGAUCUUAAGCUUGUUACGAAGGACGAUGAUGAGGUGAGUACAGUACAAGUCCAAGAAGUGAAAGAGAACGAUUCCAAGAUGUCUACAGGCCAGGCAGGAUCUCCUAGAUACCUAUACACUGCCGAAAUGUAUUACCCAGCUGGAAAGAAAUUAGUGUUGGAAGCAAGCAGCGCUUCAUUGCUAUUCCGUCCUUCGCAAAUCGUAGUCCGAAUGCCUAAUGACUGUCACUCUAUUGAUCUGGUCGGAAAGACCGGGAUCUUCAUUCAGGGAUCGGUGAAACCUGCCAUUGCUGGUGUCGAGGUAGUUGUUAUGGCUGAGGGGACUCUGCCAUCUGACGCUGUGCGCGUUAUGACCGACGUCAAUGGCAGCUACCGGGCCGGGCCACUAGAAUCGGCGAGGUAUACCAUUGAAGGUCAUAAGGAAGGCUAUGCAUUCGAGCGCGUUGGCGACUCGAACGAUCUAAGUGGCAUCAAAUUUUCACGCGUCGACAUCGUCGUUCUACAGAGUGGCACCAAUGAGCCGCUUGCUGGUGCUCUUGUAUCCGUGACAGGUGGCCAGGACUACCGAAACAAUAGCCGAACCGGAGCACAGGGUGAACUAUCGUUGAUCAAGCUAUCGCCGGGAUCGUACUAUAUCCGCGUUAUGAUGAAAGAGUACAAGUUUGAGCCAGUAUCAUCUAUGAUACAAGUAACCGAAAACUCUGAGCAGCGCGUGGAAAUUCUUGGUAAAAAGGUAGCCUAUUCGGUCAAAGGCAGAGUCACUUCGAUAACGGGGGAAGCCGAAUCCGACGUUGAGCUUGAGGCAAUUAGUGAGGCCUGCGACAGACACGAGGAAGAUGCCACCAGCGACGAGAAUGGCAGGUACCGCAUCAGGGGUUUGCGCGAAAACUGUGUUUACAAGCUACAGUUGAAGCAAAGCGAUCCAGACAUACCCGAGGGCUCGCGACGUUUCGAGCGGACGCUGCCUGCUAUUCGGGAGGUCCAGGUAGGUCGUGAAGAUCAGACAAUCGAUGUAAUCGUCGUCCGGCCACAACGAAGCACCCAGCUCAGUGUGACGGUUGACGCUAAUCCAGCGUUGCUGCCAUCUUUGCGAGUCGUUAUUUCAACUGCUGGUCGUCAACUGCACAACUUGCAGGCAGCACAGUUUGUCGUUGUGCCGGGUGAACUUUUGCGAGAUGGGGAAGAUUACUUGGUCGAGCUCCAGCAUGUGUCCGGAGCGAGCCUAACAGCCAAUGACAGCAGAAGCGGCAGCGGUCAAAGUAAUACGACGAUCACCACGAGUGGUCGGAGCAACCCAAGCACGUCCGCCACGGUACGGGCCGAUCGCGCCUAUCGCCAUGUAGAGCUCCGCUGUAAUGUAAGUCCUGUCGGGGCGGCAAACGAUGGCCAGCUACCAGGCGUUGGGCCGGAUACCACCGCUCCCCCGACACCAUUCGUCGCCGUUUUCUCCGUGUCCGUCGCAUUGGCCAUCAUAUUCCGAAACGAUAUCGCAGACUUCAUCCAUCGACGACAACAGGACAUACCCAAUGCGGGAGGUGAUCGUCGCAGCAAGAAUAAGAUGAGAUAAGACGGGAUAAGAAAAACUGUAUAACGUUGGCAGUAAUGCAUGAACUAAUAAAACAUUGAUAGUAGUGAAAGUAAGAUAGGAAAAAAAAUAACUGUUCAUUAAGUUCUGAAGAACAAGAUAAAAAGGGGAAGAAAAAGCAAAUAGUAGCAAAACGGGACGUGGAGACAUUUAUCACCGAUGCUUGGAGUAGCAUAUGAAUUCAUUAGGAUAUCUCUGGCAAUAUAAUGGAGUAAAAAGGAUAGUGGUGAUGAGAGAACAUCGAACGAUGUUAACUGUCAUCUUUAAAAAAAACUACAGGAUUCUACACGCUGUCGAGGAGGAAGCGGCAUACAAUCGAACCAUCGUCGAAAACAAAGGGAAGGAGUUCUGCAGUAAAAACAAAACAGUAAGGCGUUAGCGAGAAAACGCUAAUGAGAUGACCCGGUAAAGAAACUGCCGUCAGCAGUCUUACCAUGUUUGUUACAACUUACGAUAAAAACGCCGUACGGAAAACAGAUAGGACAGGUGCAAGCGUAAACUCUUUUAACCGACCGAAGUAGUUUUAAGUUCAAAAAGGGUAAUUAUUGCGGUUUAGACAUUUUAGCGUCUUACUGGAUUUUGUAUGUUCAGUGGAACGCACAUCAUCACUGGCCAAGCAAUGCAGGCUUAAGGUACGAACUAUUUCGAUCGACAGAAUGUCGACAGAAAACACUGUGACAAAGGGUGCUAUACACUUACACACACACAUAAUGACUCAUUUAGGAUCACUUGAAUCGACGACUGAAUGCUAGUGGCAUCACAAUCAGGUUGUUCUAAAGUUGUUAAAGGCGUAAAAAAAGAAGUAUCCACAAAAAGAGAAAUCAUACGGCAAGUAGUUCGCAAUGAAUGCAGCGUGUGCAGCCUUGACGCGUUCAAAGGCCAGCGGAGAAGUAGACGAGUGUUAACGUCUGGGGCACUUUGUGAAGUCCGUUUUCUGUAGUUUUAUUUCCGAAAAGAAAGCGUAAGAAAGAUAUGGCGACAACGGCAGUAAAAGCACGUAAUGUUUAGAUGUCAUUUUAGAGACCAUUUUGCGACCGGUGACGGUUGCAGAUUUUGCUUUACGAUGCGCAGACAUGAUUAGCAGGGAAACGUAACAAUCUGACUAACAGAGAAUAGUGCGAAAAACAAUGGAAGUACGCCUAGAAACUAUUGUAAUUUUAUUUCUAAUUUACUAUCGUUCAUUUUCCCCUAUGUCGCUAAGUUCACUCGAAUAGGUACUCUGCUGAGCUCACUAUAGAUAUCACGCAUUAACUGAAAGGAACUCAGUGAAACUGUCGUAAAGGGCUGUUGUGAUGUGGCUCUAUGUGGAGCUAUUAUACGGUGGGUACGAAAUAUGGUUAAUAUAUAAGUGCUUGGGCGCGUAAGAGAACUUGUCGAGCUGGCAGCAGAACAGUUCGACUGUCUAAUCUGCGUGAAAGUUUCAUGACAAAACGCGUGAUGAAAUUCUAAUAGAAAUGUGCAUAGACAAGUGGCAGUGUUGCACCCUUUUAAACAACGCUUAAGAGGGUAGCCAUGACAAUGCCUUAAAUGAACGAAUAAAUGACAUGCAGUGUGAGGUUGAGGUAGUAACGAAACGAUAGCGAAAAAAAAGAGAUUUUAGAGAAAGUGAUAACAGAAGCUAAUAGUGCAUUACUGUAAUAAACUGCAUUAAAAGUCAUCCCCUAAAAGAAGGUAAACCAAAUGUAUUUGCA